Cydia strobilella is the source of this 1569-nucleotide messenger RNA. RefSeq lists its product as uncharacterized. The transcript is spliced from 10 exons. The coding region runs from base 1 to 1551 and encodes 516 amino acids. NCBI's taxonomy places the organism in Eukaryota, Metazoa, Arthropoda, Insecta, Lepidoptera, Tortricidae. The record is from RefSeq and is a predicted model, not a curated record.
AUGGCCAAAGGUGCCUUCUCUAUCUUGCCCCCUAGGCCUUAUUUUAUCUACUUCAACAAAACGAAUAAUGUUGUGGUAGCGGACUGUAAAUGCGCGAAAGUGAUCGGCCAUUUGGAAGCGGUGCGCUGGCAGCUGCAGCCGCGCGAUUACCGGCCUUCGGCGGGCGCGCUGGCGCUAGGCAACUGGGCGCGCGACCACCACGUGUGGCUGCAUUACGUGCCCAGCUCCGACGGCUUGCUCCCCGACGAUGACGUGCUGCGAAGUACGGACACGCGGUACUGGAGCAUACACGACGUGCAGCGUUACUCCGAGCUGAUGCUGCACUGCGAGAACGUGCUGUUCACGUGCCAGUACCCGACGUUGCGCCUGCCGUCGCGCCUCGGCGCGCACUUCUGGGGCUCCAAUGCGGCGCUCAAACUGCCCACCAGGCUUUAUCUCAAGGAGUUCCACAGAGCCUUGGAAACUACCUUAAUGAAAAUGCAAUUUGAGGAGGCACAAAUGGAUCGUCUUAUUAUCUCGGAUCAAAUAGUGAAUGUUAACUGCCUUGAUUAUUUUAAGCGAAAAACCUUUUUUCGCUUGCUUAACAACAUUUUAAGUUUCCAGGACAGGCUACAGCUGGUAUCGCUGGAAAACUUGUGCUGCUCGCGGCUGGAGGGCGCGCGGCUGCUGCAGCAGCUGGCCUGCUUCGCCGCGCACUCUCUCAAGUACCUGUUUCUGUGGCGCUUUGUGCUGCCCAACGAGAACCCUAUCGUCAUCAACUAUUCCUACAUCACUGGAAGCGGGCAAUACAUACCACGGCCGGAGACGCGGCGCUGUUUCCUGCGUAGCCUGGGCGAGCUGCGCAACCUGCGCGUUCUGGCGCUGGAGUACGCGCACCUCGCCGACGCCACGGGCGGCGCGCUCAUCUCCCUCAUCACGGUCCUCAAACGGCCCCAUAUGCGAUUACAGUUGAUGUGCCGGGAAGACCAGAUUCCCGGGCGCGCAGACCAGUCGCUGGGCACAGGUGGCUAUGUCAUCCCCGACUUGGCUUGGAGGCGGGUCGCCACCACCUGUUCAGAUCUCUACUUGCUCAUGACUUUCUGCCGCAUUCGCAACUACGACGACAUCCGUCGUUUCCUGUCUCCCAGCAUCCCGUUGCGUGAGGCGCACUUUCAGCUCGGAAUAGACCUGACGCAGUCCAAGAGACAGGAUUCUGACGUGAGCUGCCUCGUGCGCCAUCUCGCAUUCAAUUAUGCGAGCACUCUAGCGGCCCUGAGUAUCCACCAAUGGCGUUUCGCGGUAUUCCCGCUGCGGCGCGUGUUUGAGCUGAUGCCGCGGCUGGUGCGGUUCUUCUACGUCGGCAGCUGCCAAGAUGAAGUCGACCUCAAGCGAAUGCUGCACAUCAUUGCAUGCGGAGUUUGCGACAAAUUGAAACAUUUGAAAAUACAAAUUCAAGAUGAAAUGGCGAAGCGGGAUUAUUGGAAAAAUGUAAUCGAAAAUAUUUUGGAAGAAUAUAAAGAUAUAAUGCAAGUAUUGGAAAUAAGAUUUGAAUUAGAGAUUUAUAAAAGCUGAAUAAAAAUAUGAUCAAUA